AUGUAUUCCACCCGACAACCCCAUAUUUCUGCGGACAGCUUCUUCCACACAUCGUCCGCAUCCGACCCAUCACUAUCCCCCAUCACCAUCUACAUGAUAUCCGGCAACCCAGGCCUAAUUGGGUACUACCACACAUUUCUCUCCGUUCUCUCAGACAAGCUAAACACACAGUCCACACAACAGACAAGAAAAAACCAUGCCUUCCAGAUCUACGGACACAGUCUGGGAGGAUUCGAGCUUACCAAAACACCAGGCUCCAAACCCAGAUACUAUGACCUGGAAGAACAGAUUUGUUUCGUCCAAGACAAGCUGGACAAUUUCCUCACCGACUCCAGCAAAGCAUCAAACGGGGUCCCAUCACCAAGACCUAAGGUGAUUCUCAUCGGCCAUUCGGUGGGCAGCUACAUAGCCAUGGAGCUCCUACGGAGACACCGCGAGCGCUCGACCAGUGGUACCUCGCCUUCUGUUGAUUUUGAUAUCAUCGGCGGCGUCAUGCUGUUUCCUACUGUUGUUGAUAUUGCGAAGUCGCCCUCCGGGCAGAAGCUGACGCGCAUGCUAUCUUUUAUCCCACAGUUGGCUGUCGUAGUGGGCUUCUUGGUCCGCAUCCUGACGGCACUGCUCCCGAGUAGUCUUUUACGAUCUCUGAUUAGGUUCUAUAUGGGAUCGCCGCGGGAUAAUAUGGUCGAGACUACGGCUGCUUUCUUGGAAAGUGGGUAUGGUGUGCAGCAAGCUUUACACAUGGCUGCCGAUGAGAUGCAGACCAUCACAUCAGAUAAAUGGAGCGAUGAUGUUUGGGGCAUGUCGGACGUCAAGGAUCCGGUUACGCGGCUGUUCUUCUACUUUGGUCGGAAUGAUCAUUGGGUUGCGGAGCGGACGAGAGAUGAGGUGGUUGAGCUGAGGGGGCAGACGGACAGUGGUCCGAAGAUGGUUGUUUGUGAGGAGGGGCUGCCGCAUGCUUUUGUCUUGAAACAUAGCGACGUUGUGGCGAAGAAAGUGGCCGAUAUGGUGUUGGAUAUAGUCAAUGAUUGA
This is a messenger RNA of Aspergillus bombycis, 1029 nucleotides long. Its product is annotated as bifunctional triacylglycerol lipase/ester hydrolase. Gene Ontology annotation, cellular component: lipid droplet. The coding region runs from base 1 to 1029 and encodes 342 amino acids. The record is from RefSeq and is a predicted model, not a curated record. NCBI's taxonomy places the organism in Eukaryota, Fungi, Ascomycota, Eurotiomycetes, Eurotiales, Aspergillaceae. Gene Ontology annotation, molecular function: lipase activity. The transcript has 4 exons. Gene Ontology annotation, biological process: lipid storage.